UUAUCUCCUUCAUCCCCUCCAAUCCUCAUCUGCUCUUCACUGUUGGAGGAAGCGAGACAGAAAGAGAGAGUUUUUUCGGAGGCAGGAGCCAGCGAGCAGCUCGAGCUUCCUGCGACGGUGGAAUCUAAAAAAGAGAGACGCUGAGCUCAGAGGGGAAACUGCUGAAGAAGAAGAAGAAGAAGAAGAAGAAGAAGAAGAGAGAGGGACCACAGUGUGUGUGUGUGUGGGAGAGAGAGACAGAAGUAAAGGCUCAUUUUCCGCUCAUAACAUCCCCUAACAACCGCCGCCAUGGCAGCUGAGAAGGCUGAAAUAGAUGCACUGAAAAAGGAGUGCGAUGGCCUCCGCACAAAGAUCGAGGCGGCCCGUAAGGCUGUGAAUGACAGCACUAUGACUGACGCGGCAGGAGGCGUCGACACUGUGGGUCGAGUGCAGCUCAAACUCAGGAAGACGCUCAAAGGUCACCUGGCCAAAAUCUACGCCAUGCACUGGGCGGCUGACUCCAGACAAAUGGUCAGCGCGUCACAGGACGGCAAGCUGCUCAUCUGGGACACGUUCACAGGAAACAAGCUGAUCGCUGUGCCUCUAAAGUCGGCGUGGGUGAUGAGCGUGGCCUUCGCUCCCUCUGGUAACCUGGUGGCCAGUGGAGGUCUGGACAACAUCUGCACCGUCUACAACAUCAAGUCUGCCAGCCCCAAGACGCUGAGAGAGCUGGACGCACACACAGGUUAUCUGUCCUGCUGCCGUUUCCUCAGUGACUCUGAGAUCCUGACCGCCUCUGGUGACACCACCUGCUGCCUGUGGGACCUGGAGACCGGCAAACAGAAGAUCAUCUUCACCAACCACAUCGGGGACUGCAUGUCUCUGGCUCUGUCCCCCGAUGGCAACACCUUCAUCUCUGGAGCCUGUGACUCUCUGGCCAAGCUGUGGGACCUGAGGGAAGGAACAUGCAAGCAGACGUUCAGCGGACACACCAGUGACAUCAACGCCAUCUCUUUCUUCCCCAGUGGAAACGCCGUCAUCACAGGCUCCGACGACUGCAGCUGUAAGAUGUACGACCUGCGCGCCGACCAGGAAGUGACCGGUUAUCAGGACACCAGCCUGAAUGCCGGCGUCACGUCUCUGGCUCUGUCCAACUCCGGCCGCCUCAUCUUCGCAGGCUACGACGACUUCAACUGUCACAUCUGGGACACGCUGAAGGGCGAGAAAGUGGGCGUUCUGUCCGGACAUGACAACAGAGUGAGCUGCACCGGCGUCCCUGAGGACGGCAUGGGCGUCUGCACAGGAUCCUGGGACAGUUUCCUCAAACUGUGGAACUGAGGCUGGAGGAAGAGGAGGAGGAGGAAGAGAUGCAGCUGUGUUAGCGCCGUCUUCUUCUUGCUCUCCUUAAAUGUAAAUGUUGAGCGCCUGUGAAUGAUAUCAAAUAAAAGCACCAGGUAAACGCUGAGCGAUGUGUUUUCAAUGUAAGAGACAGAGAGUUUUCAUACGUGGAGACAGAAAAGAAUCAAAUCACUUAAAAAUAUAGCACGUCAUUUUAUUCCAAAAGAAUUACUGAGCAGAAAACCAGCUCCAAUGUCAAUGAAACAAAGUGUGAAAAGUGUAGCAGCACAGAUUGAUUUUUAUUGUCUUUAUUGCACUUAUUUUAGACCAAAGAUUGACAUGUACAUUUAUUUCUAUUUUAGAGUUGAACACUUUAGGAUGAAGAGUUGAUGUACAGCGUCUUUAUUCCCCCCGUUUUUUUAAACACCGCGGCGGCCAUCUUGGGUCGCUCGCGCUGCAAACAAGAUGGCUGCUGCUGCUGUUUUUGGUGACUCAGCGUAAAUAAAAAGAGUGAUGAACAUGACAUUCUGUGGACUCUGUAAAAACCUGUAAAACUGUAUUUUACUCCCCAGGUUCAGCUGUGAUCAGUUUCUCUGUAAAAAAGACUAAGACAAAAAUCUUUAUAAUAAACAUAGAAUUCUGCAUCAACAAA
Messenger RNA from Solea senegalensis (Senegalese sole), 1969 nucleotides. It is a transcript of the gene gnb3b, whose product is annotated as guanine nucleotide binding protein (G protein), beta polypeptide 3b. The coding region runs from base 289 to 1317 and encodes 342 amino acids. NCBI's taxonomy places the organism in Eukaryota, Metazoa, Chordata, Actinopteri, Pleuronectiformes, Soleidae. Gene Ontology annotation, biological process: G protein-coupled receptor signaling pathway. The record is from RefSeq and is a predicted model, not a curated record. Gene Ontology annotation, cellular component: cytoplasm; heterotrimeric G-protein complex. Gene Ontology annotation, molecular function: protein binding; signaling receptor complex adaptor activity. The transcript is spliced from 9 exons.